AUGGCCGAAUCUCAACCCACAUCCUCCUCUACAAGCCCCCCACCAGCACCUUCCACCACGGCAAUAGAUUCUUCACUUUUCUCACAACGAUCACGGCGUCAAUUUGGUCUAUUCAUGGGUGGUGCAGCAUUCGUUGGUCUUUCGGCUUUCGUCACUCGCAGAGCACUCGUACGAAAAUAUAAGAUGAUGCUGCCAAAAUUCUACACACCUAGUAAUCGGGUUCAUGACGUGGAUGGGUCUAUGGAGGCAUUGGAAGCAUUGAGUGUAGCAACUAUAAAUGUGGCCAGCAUCAGCGUAAUGCUCAGUGGAGGACUGCUAUGGGCUUUCGAUAUUUCGACGGUCGAUGACCUGAGGCAAAGAUAUCGGGCAAAGAUGGGAUUGCUCGCUCAAGAAACAAACCCAGAGGACGAGAAACAAAUGGAGGAGUGGGUAAAUGCAAUGAUGGUUAAAUUGAAUAUUGAUCCCAAGGAGUAUUCUGCUGAAAAGGGCGAGAAGGGGGAAGACGCUCUCGGAGGAGCCGGGGAGCAGCUGGAUGACGAUACGGAACAGUCCAAGAAACCAUAG
Molecule: messenger RNA, 564 nt
Organism: Botrytis sinoallii
Lineage: Eukaryota; Fungi; Ascomycota; Leotiomycetes; Helotiales; Sclerotiniaceae
Exons: 1
Coding region: 1-564 (187 amino acids)
Cellular component (GO): mitochondrion
Source: RefSeq, a predicted model, not a curated record